AUGAGUGUACCUUCAGCCCUUCUUUCCGCUUGCUCAAACUGGGCUCCUGGUUCAGCUCAUUGCGGGAAACUCGGGAACAAAUAUUGCACGGUCGAGUGCCAAAAAUCUCACUGGCUAGAGCAUAAGAAAUGUUGCAAGUCUCCUAUGAGCAAGGACAAAUGGAGUCCAGCGUAUUUCCGUGAAGGCCGCACACCUGCCUGGGAGAUCGGAGAAGCUGCUUCAAAAUUUCACAACCGGUUCGGAGGCGAAAAAUACCUAUGGGGAAAAACGCAUGCUAUGGAUGUCCUCAAUCUAGAGCAGAAUGAAGGCCUUAACUAUGCAGACGAUAUAGCUUUGCUAUUUGUAGACUCCGAGGAAACCAACACGCCACUAGACAUUGCAGAGGCAUUGAUUCAUGUUUGGUAUUCCGCAUCAAUUUCCACUAGUACCUUGUCUCUCCUUCAAAACAGAGUGAAACCAUUGAUUGUGGAGCUAUGUGGCAAAAUCUCAGACAAGCCGCCAAACGCUGUCCUGGCAAAAACCUGGAAGUUCUCGACUGGCCAAACUCUCCGCCUCGUACUGAAGAAGAAAGACUGGCUUCGGCUUCAAGGAUUCUGUGACAUACCAAAUGGCUUGACACCUGAGAAUGCCGCGAAGAUCCGCAGAGCUGUAACACUAGCCCCCGAGAGGGCUGAUUUUCGGGAUCGAUGGUACUAUAAAGAUGCAUCUCCGUCUAUGCGCAUUGCCAAACAACGGUUUCGAGAGGAUGGAUUACUAUUGCCAUUUGGGAAUCCACGUGGAGAUUUUGAUGUGCCAAAUCCUUGGUUAAUGAGUGACCAAGCCAACCCGUCUAGCGGAUGGCUAACCACGGAUGUUAAACAAACGUCAUCUCCUGCACCAGAAGACUGGUACGGCAAAUUGUACUUUUUUCUUCACAAGGUGCUGAAGAAGUUUCUGGGUCGCCUUAAAGAUCUCCGAGUUAGCUUCGACAUCUAUAACGUCGACGCAAAAGAACUGCCUCUCAACCUCAAGCAGGGCAUUUACUCAAGGAUUGAGGUGGCCAAUAUCAGUGAUGCUUAUUAUCUCGGAAUCCGCAAGACGCUAGGCCUAUUAUCUCCACUCCUACAAUUGCCACAGCAGAACCCGCAUGCCCAGCGUCAUGUAGAGUGGAAGAGAGUUGAGUAG
Molecule: messenger RNA, 1164 nt
Organism: Pseudogymnoascus verrucosus
Lineage: Eukaryota; Fungi; Ascomycota; Leotiomycetes; Thelebolales; Thelebolaceae
Exons: 5
Coding region: 1-1164 (387 amino acids)
Source: RefSeq, a predicted model, not a curated record